Messenger RNA from Carassius gibelio (silver crucian carp), 1991 nucleotides. RefSeq names its product receptor-type tyrosine-protein phosphatase C-like. NCBI's taxonomy places the organism in Eukaryota, Metazoa, Chordata, Actinopteri, Cypriniformes, Cyprinidae. Gene Ontology annotation, molecular function: protein binding. The transcript has 9 exons. Bases 16 to 1137 code for a protein of 373 amino acids. The record is from RefSeq and is a predicted model, not a curated record.
ACUGUUGUGACAAACAUGACAGAUAAUGAAGUGUGUUUGAAAGGAGAAUUCACUGGUAUUCAAUGGGAUCUGACUGAAUGUGUUGAAAUAACGGAGCAAAACUCUUGUGCAUCCACACACACCGUUGUACUGGACACAUGUAACUACACAAUGAAUGUUGCUCUGCCCCCAGUCAAGCCUCACAUAACCUUCAAUGAAACUAUUCCCUCUCAGUUUGAAUGGAUGAAUAAACCAGAACGAUGUAAUGCUGCACUGCUUAUCAUCAACUGCAUCAAUAAUGAGAACAAAAAGGGCACAGUUUAUGGUUUAAAUACCCCAGUGUCAUUAUUACCAGACACACACUACAGCUGCACUGGAGAAUAUCCUCAUGAGAAACAACCCAUCAAGAGUAAUGAGCUCGACAUUCAGAUCAAAUGUGAUUGGCAAAAGAAUGGUCAAUUUCAGCCCCUAUCCAGCAGAUCAUUGGAAAUCUCCUGGACUUCACUCGAGGGAGAUCGAUGCUCAGGGAUUGAAUGGGACAGUUAUUCAGCCAGCUGCAAAACACCUGACAGACAUGGAAACAAUCAUCCUGGGAGCUGUACACAAGACAGUGGCACUAGUACAGUCUGUAGUAUUACUGGAUUAUUGCCAUAUACAGACUAUGCAUGCAGUAUUACUGGAACAAUCAAACAAACAAAUUAUGUCAUUUACACUGUUUACAGUAAAACACAUUCUGCUGAGCCCGAUUUCAGAUCACAAAUUGAAGUAACUCACCCUUCUCACAAUUCUCUUGAAAUAAAAUGUGAAAACAAGGGACCAAAGAUAGUCUGGAAUGGAGGAGAGGGAACAUUUGAAGCUGAAAUCACAUACAAUGGAGAACCUCUAAUCACCAAACACAAAACUAAAUGUUCAUUUCAUUUUCAAAAUCUUUACUACCUUACAACAUAUAAAAUUCAGAUUACAGCCAAGAAUAAAGAAGGACAUUUAGCUUUCAUUACCUCUGAAGCUACCACUCGGUAUAACGUUAAGGCUGUAUUUGGAUUCCGGGUUUUCCUGGGUGUUGUGACAUCAAUUGCACUCCUGUUUGUGUUCUUCGAAACGUACUUUCACAAAAGAAAACGUGAUAAAGAAGAUGGAGAAGAUGAAGAUUGUAUGUGAAUGUUCCUAUGCAUGUACACAGAAUGGAGACCAAACAACAGACGAGGGAGUGAAUAUGAAUGGCUGCAGUUUUAUGGACAAAUACUGUGUUAAAAUUAAAACCCGUGUAUCAUCAGAAUAGAUGACUGCAUAUCCAGAGGAAGCUCAACUUUUGGACAUUAUUUACAGUGACUGCAAAAAAAAGUAUUUUUAUGCUUGCGACACACUUGAAUGUAAUUUCUUAAAAAUAAAAGAUUUUGUUACAUUAUAUAAUGAUAGUUGUCUUUAAAUGUGAUUAAAUCCAUCCAAAUACUCUUUGGCGACAGAAGGGUGUAAAUUCAUUACAUUUUCUGUCAGCAUUUAAUGUUAAAGUUUUGUUUAAAUUAAUUGUUUGCCACAACCUUGCCUAACAGUAUUAUGUUAACAAAUGAUUGGACCAUAAAUGCAGUGCAGUACAGAACUGAGGUUUAAAUACCAGGACAUCUUCACUUGUCUGAAAAGUUUAACAAGAUGUGUUCCGGACUGACACAACUACAAGAAUUAAGAGCCAAUGGAUGCAGACAAGACAUUACAACUUUAUUCCACAUAAUUGUUUACAUCAGUUAUGUAGUUUAGUAGUGAAUAUAUUCAAAACUGAAAAAAGGAAUACAUUUACCAUGCAUCAUUUACUAUUAUUAUUUGGCAUGUAUCAUUUCAUAUAGCCAUGUAUUAUUUGUUUUAUUUGCCUAAGUAUAAUAUCAGUAGGCUAUAUGACAAUGAUAUCCUGUUAUACAGUAUAAGCUCAGUCUACUAUUUCAGUCACCAUAGAAACUCUCAUUGUGGUACAUUCUCAGAAUACAGAAUAGACUGGUCAAUGAAUGCAUUUAAAGAUACAA